Molecule: messenger RNA, 1547 nt
Organism: Pecten maximus
Lineage: Eukaryota; Metazoa; Mollusca; Bivalvia; Pectinida; Pectinidae
Product: immunoglobulin superfamily containing leucine-rich repeat protein-like
Exons: 1
Coding region: 76-1287 (403 amino acids)
Molecular function (GO): protein binding
Source: RefSeq, a predicted model, not a curated record
GAUUUUAGUAGAAAUGAUGUUAAAAGUAUUUCAAAGUUAUUUCAAUGUUGGCAUCAUGUUUACGUCGGGCAUACCAUGAUAAAUGUUACCAAUAACCUACUGACAGAAUUCCUCACAUGUGAUUCCCCUGGAGACAUUUCCUGUGUACAAUUUGUAUAUUUGGAUUUCUCCCAUAAUUUCCUCCAAGCCUUCCCCAACAAUAAUGAAACAUGUAUACUGGGCAAAGUUGUGAUGUUAAAUGUCAGUCACAACAGAUUCACAGAGAUACCAGAACCGAUUGCCAAUUCCUCUUCUCUCCAAUACCUGGUUAUGGCCUACAACAAGAUCUCCACAAUAAUACCCAGGGCUUUUGUUGGACUAUUUUACCUCAAAGAACUGGAUCUGAGCUUUAACCGCCUGACAGUAUUUCCAGAAAGCAUCAAAAGUCUAUCACGGUUGGAAAAACUUAAUCUGGCAGGAAAUCUUAUCCUGACGGUCCCUGAUGCUGGUUCCUCCUUGUGGCCACGUUUGUCUGUGUUCCAGUUCCACGGUAACCCUCUUGUCUGUUCCUGUUCCACAGCCUGGCUGAGAAAGUACACCCUCACCACAGACCUGGAACAGUGUAGUUAUCCCGUGGAGCGUAAGGGUAGCGCAGUGACCUGUCUGGCAACCUUGCCUUGUGAUACAGGUCAAAGCGUUUAUUCAUCAAAAGCAAAUAUACAGGCAUGUAAGACUGGAUUAGUGCUUACAAAUGAGAACCAAAACCUAAAAUGGGACCUCCCAUCAGGAAGGGUACAAACUACACCACAAUCCCAAGCCAAUGUUGAAGUUUUCAGGGACUGUAUUCUGGUAGCCAACUUUUCAUCAGUAGGUGAGGAUACGUGGGAAGUUUCGUAUGACAGUAAUGAGACAGGAGAUCUAGUGUGUCUGACACUGUCGGAUAAAACCUGGAUUAGUAACAUCAGGGAAUGUCUUGUGUUGGAUCCAACAGGGGCUCGGCCAACAGUGGCUACAGAGCAAAAUUCUGAUCAAGAGGAAACUCAAACAUCACACACCGCCCACAAUGCAGUGAUUAUCACACUCUCCAUACUUCUGGUUGCUGUUAUUGGUACUGGACUAGUUAUCUAUAUUGUAUGUAAGAGACGUGGAACUGUUACCAAACACAGGGGAACUGUACCAACCAUAUCGGGGCAAGAAAAUACAGUAUAUGAAAACUGCAACGUAGGUGAGACGUCAUUCAGUGGCGGUCCUGUUGCUAGCGAGGAAGACAAACAUUACUAUGACUCUCUCCAUCCCUCAAACACAUAGACGUUUAAACCUAAGACGUCACAGGAAAGCUGACAUAAAUCUUGGGUUCCUUCAAAAAUGACCUCACUUCCAACAUUAUACAGAAUUUAACUCUUCUGACCAGCACAUAUGAAACCAUGGUCAUUUGUUAAAAAGCAGGCUUUUUUUUAUUUAUUCAAUUCUGUGGUUAAUAACAAAACUAACUCAAAUCCAAAAAGAUGGGUAGGACAAGCUCAAGUCAAAACUUUGGAAUUAUAAAUUAUAACAAUAAGCAAAGUAAA